GGGAGUUGUAGUACGCAGCGUCGUCAUGGCCGCCGCCCGCCAGGAAUCUUGAAAGCAACAUCUUGUAUCUUAUCUGUUGCUUUCACUUUUCAGAUGGCUGACGUGGAAGUGGACAAUGCCCGUCAAGAAAAUUUGAAACUCAGUAAAAUGAAGAAGAAAGUAUUGAGGAAACAAAUAAAGGCUCAACAUACCUUAAUGCGACAUGAGGGCAUUGAAUGCAUUUCCCACACCACUCAGAACCUGGUCAUUGCCAAUGGAGGUCUGGGUAAUGGAGUGAGUAGACACCAACUACUCAGGCUAGUAGAGGAAUGUGGAUUGGUGGAAGCACUCUUAAUGCCUCCAAACAAACCCUAUUCAUUUGUGAAAUACGGAACGACAGAAGAAGCCAAGAAAGCCUGCAAUACUCUCAAUGGAAAAGAGCUAAUACUGGAGGACACCAGCCACACUGUUAUUUUAUAUGUUAACUUUGUGAGAAAAGUGCACUGGGAGGAUAUUAUGCCUACAAAUUUGCCUCCAGGUCUGAAGGUGGUUGAUGAGCUCAUUUCUCCUGAGGAAGAAAGAACGAUGUUGGAGAGUAUCGAUUGGACAGGAGAUGAAGUCAUUCAAAAUGCACAAAAGUCUUUAAAACACAGAAGAGUAAAGCAUUUUGGCUAUGAGUUUCGAUAUGAUCACAACAAUGUGGAUAAAGAUAAACCACUGCCUGCAGGUAUUCCUGAAAUUUGCAAUAUGCUCCUGGAGAAGUGCUUGAGAAAAGGAUAUAUCAAACAUAAACCUGAUCAAUUGACAGUAAACCAGUAUGAACCUGGACAAGGAAUUCCUCCUCAUAUUGACACGCAUUCUGCUUUUGAGGAUGAAAUUCUCUCUCUCAGUUUAGGUGCUGAGAUAGUGAUGGAUUUUAAGCACCCAGAUGGCUGUACAGUUGCGGUUAUGCUGCCUCGUCGUAGUUUGUUGGUGAUGGCUGGAGAAUCCAGAUACCUAUGGAGUCACGGGAUCACCCCUAGAAAGUUUGAUAUCGUUCAGGCCUCCGAGGGACAAAAAGUUGGAACAAUCAUUGCUGAUGCUGGAGAUUUAACAUUGAACAAGAGGGGAACGAGGACAUCGUUUACUUUUAGGAAAGUGAGAAGAAGCCCCUGCAACUGCACUUACCCUUCUGUAUGCGACAGCCAACAAGACCAGCAAAAAGAGAGAACGCCCACGUUCGUUGGCAAUGAAACAGCGGCUGCAAAGCUGGAACAAGAGUAUGUCCACAAAGUCUACGAAGAGAUCGCAGCCCACUUCAGCAGCACCAGACAUAGCCCGUGGCCCAAAAUUGUAGAGUUUCUUAGGGCUUUACCAGAAGGGUCUAUAGUGGCUGAUGUUGGUUGUGGGAAUGGGAAAUACUUGGGUAUCAACAAGGGUCUGCACAUGGUUGGCUGUGAUCGUAGCAAAAACCUUGUGGACAUUUGCGGAGAAAAAGAAUGCGAGGCUUUUGUCUGUGAUGCCUUGUCUGUGCCAAUUCGAAGUGGUUCUUGUGAUGCCUGCAUUUCCAUUGCUGUAAUCCACCAUUUUUCAACAGCAGAAAGAAGACUAGCUAGUCUUCAUGAAUUAGCCCGGCUUCUAAGGCCUGGUGGAAAGGCACUCAUUUAUGUCUGGGCAAUGGAACAAGAAUACAACAACCAGAAGUCUAAGUAUCUUAAAGAAAAGAAAGCUAAGAAAGGGAAGGAGGAGGAAAUUGAUACUGGUGUUGCCCAGGGACCAGUCGGUGAUCAAACACCUGACAACAGCACCCAAGACUUGACAGUCUCUGAUGGAGUCCUUAAUGAUUCUGAGGACAAAGGCUGCAUUGCAAAGCAGGUCAUUAACUCCAGUUUGCCUGUUCACACUAACAGGACUUCCUUUCAUUCACAAGACUUACUUGUUCCCUGGCACCUCAAAGGUGGCACUAAAAAGAAAGGAGAAAGUAUCACAACUCUGCAGCUCCCAGCUGGCUCUAACAAAUUGCAAGAACUCAGUCCUGUUUUCCACCGCUAUUAUCACGUGUUCUGUGAAGGAGAACUUGAAGCAGCCUGCAAAACCCUGGAUGGUAUAAGAAUUCAAAGGAGUUACUAUGAUCAGGGAAACUGGUGUGUGGUUCUUGAAAGGCAGUAACCAAUCAUACUUCCUGCUGUCCAUUUUGAAUAGACACCUGGGACAGUGUCCUCCAACACUCUUUUAAAUUAUACAAAUAAACUGUUAUUUUAAGGCAUUA
This is a messenger RNA of Gavialis gangeticus (Gharial), 2227 nucleotides long. RefSeq names its product alkB homolog 8, tRNA methyltransferase (gene ALKBH8). Bases 94 to 2127 code for a protein of 677 amino acids. Gene Ontology annotation, biological process: tRNA wobble uridine modification. The transcript is spliced from 12 exons. The record is from RefSeq and is a predicted model, not a curated record. Lineage: Eukaryota; Metazoa; Chordata; Crocodylia; Gavialidae. Gene Ontology annotation, cellular component: nucleus; cytoplasm. Gene Ontology annotation, molecular function: tRNA binding; S-adenosylmethionine-dependent methyltransferase activity; 2-oxoglutarate-dependent dioxygenase activity.